AUGACAGUGAUGGAGAACAGGACAGAGGUGACUGAGUUCCUCCUGCUUGGACUGACUGAUGACCCGCAUCUGCAAGUUCUCCUCUUUAUCACCUUCCUCCUCAUCUACACCGUCACUGUGGCUGGGAACCUGGGGAUGAUCCUGCUCAUCCUCCUGGACUCCCGUCUGCACAGCCCCAUGUACUUUUUCCUUGGCAACCUGUCCCUGGUGGACUUUGGAUACUCUUCUGCUGUCACCCCCACAGUCAUGGCUGGGCUGCUUACAGGAAACCAGAUCAUUUCCUACAAUGACUGUGCUGCUCAGGCUUUCUUCUUUGGAGCCUUUGCCACAGUAGAAAAUUACCUCCUGGCCACCAUGGCCUAUGACCGCUAUGCAGCAGUGUGUCAGCCCUUGCAUUACACCACCACCAUGACCACAAGUGUGUGUGCCUGCCUGGUCACAGGAUGCACUUUUGGAGGUAUCCUAAUUGCCUCUGUCAUCACAAGAGACACAUUCAGUCUCUCCUUCUGUGUGUCUAACAUGGUCCAUCAUUUUUUCUGUGAAGUUCCAGCAGUCAUGGCUCUGACUUGCUCUGAUGGGCAUGUUAAUGAACUGGUUCUGAUCUUUAUGGCCAGUUUCGAUAUCUUCUUUGCCCUACUAGUUAUCUUGGUGUCCUACUUAUUCAUAUUUAUCACAAUAUUAAAAAUGCACUCAGCUGCAAGCUACCAGAAGGCUCUGUCCACCUGUGCCUCCCAUCUCACCACAGUCUCCAUCUUCUAUGGCACUGCCAUCUUCGUGUACCUGCAGCCCAGCUCCAGUCACUCCAUGGAUACAGCCAAAAUCACCUCUGUGUUCUACACCAUGGUCAUCCCCAUGCUGAACCCCAUGGUCUACAGCCUGAGGAACAAGGAGGUCAAGAGUGCAUUCUUGAAGGUCAAGAGUAGAUUCAUCUGUUGGAAAAUAACUUCUCGGCCUUUGGUUUGGAGUCUGAGCAGUGCAUGA
This is a messenger RNA of Cavia porcellus (domestic guinea pig), 981 nucleotides long. RefSeq names its product olfactory receptor 5B2-like. The transcript has a single exon. Gene Ontology annotation, biological process: sensory perception of smell; G protein-coupled receptor signaling pathway. Gene Ontology annotation, molecular function: G protein-coupled receptor activity; olfactory receptor activity; odorant binding. Gene Ontology annotation, cellular component: membrane. NCBI's taxonomy places the organism in Eukaryota, Metazoa, Chordata, Mammalia, Rodentia, Caviidae. The record is from RefSeq and is a predicted model, not a curated record. Bases 1 to 981 code for a protein of 326 amino acids.